GCGGGUGUGAAAUGAAGCAGCAGGCUGUUCCGGGAUCCGCGGUGGAGCGAAGCUGCCGUCGCUGUUUGUGCUGCGCGGUUUGUUGUUGAUCCUCUUCGUCGCGUCCCGCGCGUUAAAUCCGGACCUUCAGCCCGAACUGACCCGACUUUCCAGGAGCCGAGCGGUAUGAAGCCACUCCGGAGGGGUGGCGUCCCGAUGCUGACGUAGCUGAGGAGGAUGUGAGGAGAUGUCUGGUUCUCUGUGAGCUGUGAGCUGAAGACGUGCUGAAGAUGCCUGCGGUGUCAACGGGGCUGAAGGAGCUCUACCUGUCCACCUCGCUGGGAGAUCUGAACAAGAAGGCCGAGAUUAAACCCGAUAAAGUCAGCACCCGACAUUAUGUUCAGAGUGCGUGUAAAAUCUUCAAAGCGGCGGAGGAAUGCCGUCUGGACCGGGACGAGGAGAAAGCCUACGUCCUCUAUAUGAAAUACCUGACUGUGUACGACCUCAUCAAGAAGAGACCGGACUUCAAACAGCAGCAGGAUUUCUACCUGUCCAUCCUCGGUCCGACGAGCUUUAAGAAGGCGAUCGAGGAGGCGGAGAAACUGUCAGAGAGUUUAAAGCUCAGGUAUGAGGAGGUGGAGGUGCGGAAGAAGCUGGAGGAGAGAGACAGGAGGGAGGAGAGAGAGAGAGAAAGACGGGAGGAGAGAGCGAGAGCAGAGGAGCGAGACGGAGGCCGAGCUUCACCUAAAGCCGCGGAAAACCGGAGAGACAGUAAAAAGGCCAAAGGGGAACAGAAUGACCUGAAGAGUGCGCCCUCUACAGCGGCUCCCAGUGGAGGGAUCACUGCGAGGCAGCUGUAUAGCAUGAUGCUGGACUCCAGCAUGAGUGUGCUGGUGAUGGACGCUCGCAAACUGGCCGACUUUGAGGAGUCACACAUGAUGGUUCAAGAUCAGAAGUGUAUCACUGUUCCGGAGGAGGCCGUCAGCCCUGGUAUGACGGUGAAUCAGAUCGAGCUGAAGUUACCAGCUGCUUCCCUGCCACUGUGGAAGCAGCGGGGCAGUGUGGAUUAUAUCAUUCUGCUGGACUGGUUCAGCUCUGUGUCUGACCUGAAGCUGGGCACCACCCUGCUCAGCCUGAAGGAGGCGCUCUUUAAGUGGGACAGUGUUACUAUCCUGCGCAGUGAGCCGAUGGUGCUGGAGGGCGGAUAUGAGAACUGGCUGCUCUACUACCCGAUGUUCACCACCAACGCCAGAGUUAAACCCCCGAGACAAGACACACUCAACACGCUGCCACAACUGAAUUUCAGUUACCCGUGUUUGGAGGAGCCACAGGUCGAGAGCGUGACGGUGAAGGACGGAGUGGGCGAGGCCGCGAGCGUGCAGGUUAACGGGAAAGUCUCAGAAGAGGUCUCGCACACCGAGCCCACCGGACCCACCGGACCCACUACGCACACUCCCACUCACACACCCACCCACACCCCCACUCACACACCCUCAGUGCAGCCCGCAGCCAGCGCGGUCACUCCGUCCGCUGCCAAACAGCCUGCGGCCACGGCGAAGCCCAUUCCACAGAUCGACCGCACCAAAAAGCCGGCAGUUAAAGUCUCAGAUGGCGGUAAAGCGAGUGAGGAGGGCGGGGCUAAGGAUGCUCCUGUCUCCACGGCAACAAACGGGCCAGUGAUCCCAGAUCGGUCAGCCAAACCGUUUCUGGACGCCACCAGCGCUCCAAAAGAGCAGGAGAAGAGAGGGAGCGAGGGAGAGGUGGAGAGAGGAAGGAGAGAACAGCAGGAAGAGGAGGAGAGGAGAGAGAGGGAGGCGGCGGAGAAGCGGCAGAGGGAAGAGAGGGAACGGAGGAGAGGAGAGGAGGAGCAGAAACAGGAGCAGAGGAAGCUGGAGCGACAAAAGGCUGAGGAUGAGGACGAGGAAGGAGAGGAGAGAGGGAGGAGAGGAGCCAAGGAGGCGCUGGACGCUCAGAUAAAGAGCAUGUCUCUGGACUCCCCUCUGCCGAACUCCACUGUCUCUGAGAUAAAGAGGGAGCCUCUGACUCGCGCUCGUAGUGAGGAGAUGGGGAGGACGGUGCCUGGGCUACCUGAGGGAUGGAUGAAGUUUCUGGAUAUCGUCACCGGGACAUACCGGUAUUACCACUCUCCAACCAACCGGGUGCACCUGUAUCCCCCGGAGGUGAGUGUGCCCCAGACUCCCCCGGCCACGCCCCCCACGCCCAAACAGAAGCCCCCCCGCCCCAGCGCCUCAGAGAAGGAGAAGGAGAAAGAGAAGGAGCGCGAGAGGGAGAGGGAGAGAGAGCAGUCCAAACUCAAACGCUCGUACUCCUCCCCCGACAUCAGCCAGGACCUCAACACCAUCAACACCAUCAACACCCUGAACACCCUGAACACCCUGACCACAGAGGGGCCGCGAAAGCCCACCCCAACACCCACCAUCAACAGAGACACCAAACCUCUGACUGCCACCAGCUACGCUAAAGUGGAGGUGGCUCGUCCGUCUGCCGCUAAGAUCCGGAACAUGAACCCGGUUUUCGGCGGUUUGGGUCCGUGCUUGACCGGCCUGCGUAACCUGGGCAACACCUGCUACAUGAACUCCAUCCUGCAGUGUCUGUGUAACAGUCCGCUUAUGGCCGAUUACUUCAACCGAAACCUGUACCAGAAUGACAUUAACAGGGCCAAUAUUCUGGGCCAUAAGGGUGAGGUGGCGGAGGAGUUUGGUGUGAUAAUGAAGGCUGUGUGGUCGGGGCAGUUUAAGUUCAUCAGCCCCAGAGACUUUAAAAACACCAUCAGCAAAAUUAACGAGCAGUUCUCCGGCUACGAGCAGCAGGACUCUCAGGAGCUGCUCCUGUUUCUGAUGGACGGCCUGCACGAGGAUCUCAACAAGGCGGAUAACCGUAAGCGCUGUAAGGAGGAGGUGAUCGAUCACCUGGAUGACGUUAGUGCAGCUGAGCUGGCGUGGAGUAAACACAAGCUGCUGAACGAGUCCAUCAUUGUGGCCAUGUUUCAGGGUCAGUUCAAGUCCAGCCUGCAGUGCCUCAGCUGCCAUCGCAAGAGCCGCACGUUCGAAACCUUCAUGUACCUGUCCCUGCCGCUGGCUUCCAGCAGCAAGUGCUCGCUGCAGGACUGUCUGAAGCUGUUCUCCAAGGAGGAGAAGCUGACGGACAAUAAUAAGGUCUACUGUCCGCACUGCAAAGGCCAUCGCGAGUUCACCAAGAAGCUGGAGAUCUGGAAGGUUCCUCCCAUCCUUCUCGUACAUUUAAAGCGGUUCUGGUAUGAAGGACGUUGGAAGCAGAAGCUCCAGACCUCCGUGGAUUUUCCUCUGGAGAACCUGGACCUGUCUCAGUACGUCAUCGGCCCCAAAACCAGCCUGAAGAGAUACAACCUGUACGCCGUCUCUAAUCACUAUGGUGGUCUGGAUGGUGGUCACUACACGGCGUACUGUAAGAACGCCGCGAGUCAGCAUUGGUUCAAGUUUGAUGACCACGAGGUGUCGGAGAUCUCCACCUCCUCGGUCAAAUCCUCUGCUGCGUACAUCUUCUUCUAUUCUUCCCUCUAAGAGUGUCGCCGUGGCGACCAGGUGUGGUUCACCUACGUUUGCAGAGCUGCUGUGGGCGGAGCUUAAAGCCCCUCAGUGAAGAGGAGGAGCUGACGAAGAGUUUCGCCGAGAACGAAGAUGCAAAAGCUCACACCCAUCUGUAAUCUCUACUAUCUCUCUAUCCUCUCUCUCUCUGUCUCUCUCUCGCUCUCUCAGUAGAGAAGUUAAUCUGUUAAUCUGUUUUUAUUCCGGACAGCAGGAGGGGGCGGAGCUCGCUCACUGCUUUCGGCUUUGGACACUAACAGCAGGUGGGACGCAGCCGUGUGUGUGGUCAGGUCUGGUCCAGUACGGAUCUGGAACCUUUAGACCACUUAAAUUCAGAUUCUGUUUGUGACCUCCACAGCCAGACCAAAUAUAUCUAGACCCGUGUGUUCUAGAGUUCUGACUGGGUUUAGAAAUCUAAUUCAGCUCUGGAGUUCUGGUUUUGAUAGAUAUCUGAUUAGGUUUAGGCUCUUACUGGAUCUCUGGUUGGGUAUCUGGUGUUCUGCUUGGAGUCGUGGAGCUUUAGUUGGGUGUCUGGAGCUUUGACUGGAUUUUAGAGCUCUGAUCAGGUUUCUGCAGGUUCGGGUGGGUUUCUUCAGCUCUGGUUGGGUUUCUAGAGACCUGAUUGAAUUUUUGAAAACUGACUGGGGUUCCGGAUAUCUUAUUGGGUUCUCAGACCUCUACGCAGGUUCUCAGGUCUGGUUUGUUUUGGUCUGGCUGUUUGAGACGGGCUGAAAGGCUUUAUGUCGUUGCCGACCUGCCGCGUUUCACCUUCCACUAAAAAUCACAGUAGGGGGAUAAAAACAUCUACAUGCAGCUCUUGCACACUGACGAUGUACAUAUGGCUUGUGGAGACGUUUUUAUUUAUUUUUAAAGUGACCAAAUCUUUCCUGAGAGAUGCGGAGUGCCUCUGAGGGUUACAGCAGAAACCCGGAGAGCGGAGCGUCCCGAGUCCGGGCUGGACUGGGAGGAGGAAGCCUGUUGAACUCAGACUAAUCCAUUAUGGCGUUCAUGUAUUCUGAGCCAUUAAUCUCACCUUAUUCUUUGACUGGCAUGGCGAGUGUCGGCGCUGUGUUAGAGCAUAUAGUUCCAGCGCGUCGUAUUACCAGAUUAAGCUGGGUCAGGGUCAGGGUCAGGGUCAGGGUCAGGGUCAGGGCUCACCCUGCUCCAUGUCCUGUCCUAAUGCAGUUAUAACUCACUUAUACGCCUCAGUUACAGUUCAACCUGCAGUAACGUCCAGCUAUAACAUGUUAACGUGCUAUCGCAGCUGUGCUGAGCCCCUGGACAGACUGGACACUGGCAGAGCGGGGUGAGUAGUGUCGGUCCUGACCGACCCCCAGGGUCAUCUUGCCGUGUUCACCAGUUUCAGGGGGAAUGUUUUUCAGAUUAUCGCUUUAACACAAACUGCCUUUCAUGGACAGCUCUGUGGGUUUACUACCCUCAGUAACGUUGCUCAGCUAAGGCUGACCAGAACGCUUGGUCAGUUUAGAAGGAGCACACGUGGUCCUCAGAUCACCCCCCCACUGCAGCAUGACGCCCAGCACUGAGAGAAGGUGAUUCUGUUUGAGACGUAAUUGAAUUGUUUUCUCCGCUGUCAGCGGCUGUAACUCACACCAUAAACACGUAUUUACCCAGCUGUGAAUAAUAAAGCAAGUCACGCCCUGAUUUCUGA
Molecule: messenger RNA, 5232 nt
Organism: Pygocentrus nattereri (red-bellied piranha)
Lineage: Eukaryota; Metazoa; Chordata; Actinopteri; Characiformes; Serrasalmidae
Gene: usp8
Product: ubiquitin specific peptidase 8
Exons: 19
Coding region: 270-3539 (1089 amino acids)
Biological process (GO): protein K63-linked deubiquitination; protein K48-linked deubiquitination; Ras protein signal transduction
Cellular component (GO): postsynaptic density; midbody; cytosol
Molecular function (GO): cysteine-type deubiquitinase activity
Source: RefSeq, a predicted model, not a curated record